This is a messenger RNA of Theileria parva strain Muguga, 1278 nucleotides long. Its product is annotated as FF domain protein. NCBI's taxonomy places the organism in Eukaryota, Apicomplexa, Aconoidasida, Piroplasmida, Theileriidae. Bases 120 to 1205 code for a protein of 361 amino acids. The transcript has 8 exons. Gene Ontology annotation, molecular function: transcription coregulator activity; RNA polymerase binding. The record is from RefSeq and is a predicted model, not a curated record. Gene Ontology annotation, cellular component: nucleus.
UUUAUAUAUUAGUUAAAUCUGUGUUUUCAAUUGUACCAUAUUAAAAUGAUUUAUAUUUAAUGUAAAUAUUCUUUAAAGUUCAAUUUGCUAAAAUUUAAGGAUUAUUUAUUAAGAAUCAUAUGGAUGACGUAGGAGUUCCAUCAUCAUGGAACCAACUUGAGGAAUCCAACUGGUAUGAGGUCAAAACAACAAAAAAUUAUAAGUAUUACUACAAUAAGGAGACUAAAGAGACCAAAUGGGAGAAACCUUCUCUGAAAAAUGAUCAAAAACAAGACCUUAAAGAAGAAAAAAAUGAAGAAGUUCCCCAAGAAGAUUCCGAUAAAUACAAAGAAUUGGUAAGGUCACUAAACCUUCCAAACCAUGUAAAUUAUGAGCAGUGUAUACCCAAGCUAAUAUUUGAUCAAAGAUACAAGAAUAUACCUAAAUCGCAUAGAAAGAGACUAUUUAACCAAUUUAUGAGAGAACUUCUCGCUGAAAAAUCAUCAACUCCAGUGACAUUAGAGACAAAAGAGGAUGUUAAGGAUGAAGAAACAGGUCCUGAAAGGAAGAGAAGAUUAGAGGAACACUCAAAAAUAAAGGAAUUCUCAAAUAAACGUUACAAAAAGGAUGAAAAAUCACAUCGAGAUACACACCUGAGGAAACUAGCCGAGGAUAACUUUCUAAAUUUGUUGUAUGAAAAGAUUAAAAUGCCUUACAGAAACGGAGAAGUUGAACCGCUCCAAGAAGAACUUCUGAAUAAUGAUCCAAGAUUCACCAAUAAAUACUUAGAGAACAAGAAUUACAUAUACAAAAAAUUCACUAGGGAGUUUUUGAAGGCAAGAGUGGAGCUAUUUGAGUCAAAAUUGAGGCAGUUGGACUCAGAUAACAUUAAUCUGGACCUUGAACAGGUGGUGGAAAAGGUCGGAGCUAGGCUAUUCAAGGAUCUACCAAGUUACAAUUUAAAUCAAUGCUUAAAUAAGUGGAAGGAAGAUAAGAAAGGGGAAUUGCUGGAAUCAUUUAAAAUGAUGCUCAAGAAGUCACUGAGUUAUAGUCCUGGAACUAAAAAAGAUAACCUAGAAAGAGCAAAAUUACAUUUUAGUUGUGAUGAAAGGUAUCAAAGAUUGGAAUCCUUCCCGGAUGAAAGAGAUAAACUGAUAAUGGAAAGAUUGGAUGAGUUGGAAAAAAUUCGAGAAUCUUCCAAGGGUAUUUUACCAGAAGAUGACUAAUAUUAUUUGAGACAUCCUGAUUUUGGUGUGUGGCCUCUCAUUAAUUAAUUUUUAAUAGUAUUCUUGAGAUUUA